AUGGGCAAAAGCGCAAAAUUCUACAAGCGGCCAACCCGCAAAGAGAAGGAAUCAAGGACAUUGAACAAGGUGGCCGAUCCAGCGGCGAGUGUACAGAAAAAGACAAAGCAAAAGAGUGGAAAGAAAAUGGAGAUUGUCACCACGGCUACCGUUGCCAUGGAGGUUGAUCCACCUGCCAACAAGAAAGUCAAGAAGCAUGCAAGCGACAAUGACAAGCCUGACUACGUUGACCUCUUUUCAGGAAAGAAGACAUAUAAGAAGGUUCCCCCAAAACGCAAAUAA
This is a messenger RNA of Lichtheimia ornata, 282 nucleotides long. RefSeq lists its product as uncharacterized. The coding region runs from base 1 to 282 and encodes 93 amino acids. The record is from RefSeq and is a predicted model, not a curated record. The transcript has a single exon. NCBI's taxonomy places the organism in Eukaryota, Fungi, Mucoromycota, Mucoromycetes, Mucorales, Lichtheimiaceae.